Molecule: messenger RNA, 669 nt
Organism: Emericellopsis cladophorae
Lineage: Eukaryota; Fungi; Ascomycota; Sordariomycetes; Hypocreales; Bionectriaceae
Product: DUF1014 domain protein
Exons: 2
Coding region: 1-669 (222 amino acids)
Biological process (GO): transcription by RNA polymerase II
Cellular component (GO): nucleus
Molecular function (GO): transcription coactivator activity
Source: RefSeq, a predicted model, not a curated record
AUGGCCGGCAAAAAGGGCGAAAACAGCAAGAAGGUGGCCGGCAACGCAAAGAAAGCAGAGGCAGCCGCACAGAAAGCUGCUGCCGAGAACGCAAAGGCUGAAGCCGCCGAGUCAGCCGAAUGGUCAAAGGGUGCCAAGGGUACCGGGAAAAAGGAAGCGGAAGCGGCCAAGAAAGAAGAGGCUGCCCGCAAAAAGGCCGAGAAGGAGGCCCUGCUCAAGGAAGAGGAGGCCAAUACGCCCGGACGAAACGAGCCCAAGAAGACCAAAGCGCCCGUUAAGAAAUCGCGCGGUCUUGAUCUCGGACAGCUCGACGACAAUGGCAACAACGGCACGGCCUCGGCGCUGAACGCCUCAGGCAUCGACAACGCCCUGGAUGCGCUGUCUCUCACCGCAGCGAACGACGACGGCAAGGUCGACAAGCAUCCCGAACGACGAUACCCCGCCGCUUACGCCAAGUACGAGGAGCGCAGGCUAGCAGAGAUGAAGGCAGACGGCAGCGGAACGGGUCUGCGCCUUGACCAGCGCAAGACACGCAUCAGGAAGGAAUUCGACAAGCAUCCCGACAACCCCUUCAACCAGGUCACUGCAGCCUACAACGCCAAACGAGCAGACAUAGACGAAAUCAAACAGGCGGAGAGGGACAAGAUCGAGAAGCGCCUUGGAAAAUGA